UUAAAUAAUUAUCCAACUCUUCUUUGUCAAUAUUUGCCAGAUGUUGUUCAACUUACAGAAUUGGUUCCUAGAAUAAUAGCGCGAAUAAUAGCACUCACGACAACCAGAUGCCAAUUUUGAGCAAUUGACUGGAGUUUUUAGAAAUUAUGACUACCCAGAAAUGAAACAGAAAUAUAAAGAUUACGUCGACUUGUUGAAAGACAAAGCUGAGUUUUAUCGAUUGCGUCGUCAGUUGUUUCUUGAAGGAUAUCCUAUGGAACUGUAUGUAUGUGAUGGUGCCUAUCGUGAGCGUGGUCUGUUCAUUACUAUGAAGAACGGACUCUUACGUUUUUACAACAGCAUGGCACGUAACAUUCUUUUUGACACUUUUUCAACUGUUUUUUCAGUUAGAUAUUGGACAUUGUACCUUUUUCAAGCUUCUAUUUCAUCUAUUCCAGAACACAGCAGAGACUUUGCUCGAAUGGAGCACUUGUUUGGAUCACCUGAAAGUUCACAUCUCGCUUCUUUACUAAAAGCACUUUUUGGUCAGUCCGACUAUCAAGUAUCGACUAUUCGAGAUGAGUCGGAUACUAUAAUAGAUUUUGAAGUAACAGAGAGUAAUGGCCAAUGUUAUAGAGACCGAAUAUGUAUUUUGUAUGUCACUCCACUGAGAAAGAAUGAAGCCAGCACAUCUAAUGCUCCAUCGUUCAUUGAUUUUAUAACAUUGGAAGAUAUUCCAGAAGACUUUAAGCCAUAUUUAGGAGAACAGCAGAGAUGAAAAGUUAAGACAAGAUGUUAGUUGGUAGAGAUAUAAAACAGACUUUUCCUCA
This is a messenger RNA of Galdieria sulphuraria, 809 nucleotides long. RefSeq lists its product as uncharacterized. The transcript has 2 exons. The record is from RefSeq and is a predicted model, not a curated record. Lineage: Eukaryota; Rhodophyta; Bangiophyceae; Galdieriales; Galdieriaceae. Bases 161 to 757 code for a protein of 198 amino acids.